ACAGCGAGAGAAUAAAUGACUGAAAGACUGCAACGGUAACAGUGGCUAAGGCACCAGCGACUGAAUCAGUAUCGAAUUGGACAACACAACCUGCAGACACGAAACAAAAAAAUACUUAGUUUAUGUUCACUAAAACACCGUGUUUGGCUUUUGGUCUGUCGAUCGAAGUACACCCGAACAAAGCGCAACCGAGAAGUAAGCGGUAACUUGUGGGCUAUUACGUAUGGCUGUGUGUUGGGCGUUGGCGACCUGCUACGUAGAGUUUUUGAUAAAAAUAGUGUGUUUCCGUCACGUAAAAAAACGAGAAAAAAUAAUUUUCUUUUUCGAAAUAUCUAAAACAAAUUUGUCAAUUUUUUUCGAUUGCGAAUGAGUUUCCGAUCAGUGUUCAAAUAUUUAUGUGUGUCACUUUCAUCUUAUCUUAUCUUGUGUUGUAUGUGGUUUAUCGUAGAAUUGCUCACCGAUUACGAUAGUUAAACGUAUAGUGUGCCAAUAAGUGUGUAGAUAAGCUAUUGAAUUUUGACCAAAAAAAUAAUCAUGAAAUCAUUUGCACACAAUUCCACGAAAGAAUCACAACAAAAUUCCAAUUCAAUUUGAAAUCACAGGUGAAUCAUAAACAAAGCGAUCUCCCCGAACACAGAACACAGCACAAGAAUAUCUCGAUUGUUUUGGUUGUGUGUGUUGCAAGUGUUUGUGUAUCGUUUUCAGUUUCCAAAAUGGUAUUUCGAAAUUUGAAGGUAAAGAGAGCGAAUAAAUGUUGAUUCAACGUCGUUGAAGUCAACGCUUAUGUUUCUCUCACUCUCUCCUCAUGUCGUGUGUUUGCGAUGUGAAUGUAAAGGUGCAUUUAUAGUUGCAUUAAACAAAAUAUGUUCUCUUCGUUGGUGUUUUUUUUUUGUUUUGUUGUGAAUUUCAAUGCGAGAGAGUCUUGAGAAGUGGCACACAAUGUGAUUUAUUAUGAAAAAAAAAACACAACAAAUGUUGGGAAAUAAUAGAAGCGAUAGAGAGAAAGAGAGCGAUGAACGAAGAGAGAGGCAAACGAAAUAAAGAUGAGGUAGAAAAAAACGCGACACAUCAAUUCUGUGUUUGUGCUCGGUUAAUUUCGAUUACACAAUAUCUUGAUUGAAAAAGUGAAACUCGGCUACAGUACAUGUAUACGUGCGUCCAGAGACGGAAUGAUUUAGCGAACGCGAUUACAAUGGAUAAACAAUAAUUUUAUGAAUAUUCACAAUUCCAUUACAAACAUGCAACGUGUACAACGUUGUACAUCGCAAAACGUGCAAUUUUUUCAAUUCAAAUAUUUGUUCCAAUUUCAUGAGCACCAGAAGCAGCAGCAGCAGCAGCAGAAAAAAAAACAAAUGGAUGAUUCAUAUGGAAUUCGAUUUGUUUUAAGCAAAUGCGAUCGCUUCACACAAAAAAUAAAAUAAAUUUUCGCCGAGUUUAAAAUAACUUGAGUGAAAUGGAGAGAAAUGUUUGAAACAUAAAAAAGAAAACCAACUCUUCGAUAUCGACGCUAUAAAAUCUGUAUAAAUGGAUGUGUGAUCUUGGAGUGUACGCUUCUGGAGUGAAGAAUUUCACGAAGCACAACGAAAGAAAACAUUGAAAGCGGUGAAAAAGUGAAGAAAACAGAAUGUACAAAAAAAACGAAGAGAUGGUUUCGAAAGAACGAUUCAAAAUCGCUUCAUCACCAACACAUGCGUCCCGUUUUCUACCUUCUUUCUCUCUGCUGUGUGUGUGCAGGCGAUAUUGUGUAGUCCAGCCGUUGCAGCGCAGGAAGUGUGUGUGUAUGUGUAUGGUGGUGUGUGUGAAGCGGCAUUAAAAACACAUUCAACAUUAUGGUCAAAUGAUAAGCGCAACUGCGACCGAUUUCGUUUGUCAACAGAAACAAAAAAAAAACAACAAAAUUCCAGCCAUUAAAACAGUGUUGAAUAGAUUUAGUUUCGAACAAAAUGCCAUUGACUAUGAAUGAGAAGAGGGCACUGAAUCACCAGCGAAAGCAGAUUUUCAAGUGUAAAAGUGUUUUGAAAAAGCGGAAAUUCACCCAAUCGAUACACAUAAACUCGCACAAAUGGAUGUUAUGUGUAGUGUUCUUAGCGUUGCCAUAUUUAUUUGAAUGCCAAUAUCAAACGCGCGAUCCCAGAUGGUAUAGCCGUGAAGGAGACUAUAAUUACCAGUGGCCAAACCCGGGCGAUCCCGAGUAUCGAACGUAUACGUUCAAUGAUCGCAGAUAUGGACACUACCAACCAAAUGGUUAUGGUUACCAAUAUCCCGGCCAAAAGCAUCCAAAUCAAUAUCCAGCAGGUGUGCCGCUUGGCGAAGACAAAUUUAAAUACGAUCCGAAUAAUCCUGAUAAUGUUCAAACACCAUUCCCUGGUAUUUUGGGUGGAUGGCGUGAAGAUUUACAAGGCAAACAAAGACGUGAUUCAUUGCUUCUUGAUCGAGAUGUUUUCGUUACCACCAACUAUGGUCAAGUGCAGGGAUUUAAAGUGCGAUUAUACGAUGAUCCCGAUCCAAAAAGUUUCUAUCGUCCAUGGCAUAGCCAAGUUGACCGCAUAACUGGUGAGUGUGCCGUAUUCCUUGGCAUUCCAUAUGCACUGCCACCAACAUUUGAAGGCCGAUUUAAGCCACCCAGACCGCAUCGAGGAUGGCAGUUGAUGCAAGCCGUUGAUUUUGGUCCUGCAUGUCCACAGCCAGUUCGAUAUACAGGUGCAACGAAAAGCAUCCGCGAUAUGGAUGAGGAUUGUUUGUACUUGAACAUAUUUUCACCGGAUAUUUCGGCGGGCAUCGCCCAAAAAUACCCAGUUAUGGUUUAUAUUCACGGCGGUGACUUUUCACAUGGAGCAUCGAAUACAUUUCCAGCGCAUGUUAUGGCGACAUUUUAUAAAGUCGUUGUUGUUUCAAUCAACUAUCGGUUGGGUGCAUUGGGCUUUUUAUCGACAGGUGAUGAGAAUUCGCCCGGAAAUUACGGCAUUUUAGAUCAAGCAAUGGCCGUAAAAUGGGUCUAUGACAAUAUCGAAUUUUUCAAUGGAGACCGACAGUCGAUUACAUUAUUUGGCCCCGGAGCUGGUGCUGCAUCAGCUGGUUUAUUGAUGGUUGCACCGCAAACGCGUGAUAUUGUAACAAAAGUAAUUGCAACGUCUGGAUCUGCAUUGGCCGACUGGGCGUUGAUUCAAGAUAAAUAUCGGGCACAGAAUACGACACGCGUCUAUGCACAGUUAUUGGGCUGUUCGAUUGAAUCUUCAUGGAAAAUUGUCAACUGUUUAAAACAGGGCCGAAGUUUUUAUGAGCUUGGCAAUGCGGAGUUUAAUCCACAAGUUGGAAACAUUCCAUGGGGUCCAGUUCUCGAGAAUAAUUUCACAUUCCCCGGCGAUAACUGGUAUGAGGGUUGGCGUGAAGCAGAUUGGCACUUUUUGAGUGAAACUCCCGAACAACUUAUUCGAACAAGAAAAUUCAAUCGAAAUCUACAUUACAUGACCGGCGUUACAAUGCAAGAAGCAGCUUACGUUAUUUCACAAAAUGAAACGUUAGCACCGUAUUAUGAAGUGACCGAGCAGUUUUACGAUCAAAAAGUAAAAGAGCUAGUUUUACGUUACAAUUAUACAUUGAAUCCGAUUGGUGUGUACGAAGCGAUAAAAUACAUGUACACGUAUUGGCCCAAUCCAAAAAAUACAACAUUCAUUCGGGAACAAUAUAUUCAUCUGUUAUCUGAUUUCUGGUAUCGUGCGCCAGUCGAUCACAUGGUAAAGUUGCUGGUUCAGCAAAAAGUGCCUGUAUACUGGUACGUCAUGAAUACAACGGUUGAAGCGUUUAACUUGCCCGAAUGGCGCAAAGUGCCGCAUGAUGCGGAGCAUUUCUUUUUAACGGGUGCCCCAUUCAUGGACACGGAAUUUUUCCCAAAGCGAUUACGCUUAGAACGAAACAUGUGGACCGACAACGACCGGAACAUGAGCCACUUUUUCAUGAAAACUUACACGGAUUUCGCACGAUAUGGUAAUCCAACGCCCCAACAAGUACUUGGCAUUCAUUUUGAUGUAGCCAAGGAUGGCGAAUUAAAAUAUUUAAAUUUAAACACGACGUACAACUCAUCAAUAUUGCUCAACUUUCGACAAACGGAAUCCGCUUUUUGGUCACAGUAUCUUCCGACGGUAAUCGGAGUUCUGGUGCCAACAUAUCCGCCAUCGACCGAAUGGUGGUGGGAGCCAAGGGAACCACUUCAAAUCGCAUUUUGGAGCAUGACGGGAGCAUGUAUGUUUUUAAUGGUUAUUGUUGUCAUGUGUUGCAUUCUGUGGCGUAAUGCCAAAAGACAAGCCGAUCGAUUUUAUGAUGGUGAUAUAUUUAUUGAUGCGAGCGAAUCAGAUGCAGUGCUUGGCAUUGAAAAUAAAGCCGCACAAACCCAUGCACUUCGAACGACCGAUAACAUCUACGAGUUCAAGGAUACAAAACCGCCAAAAUCCAUUCAAGAUACAGCAUCACUGCGUUCACCCAGUUCGUUGGGUAUCACUCAAACCACAAAAACAAACAGUCAAACGUCGUUGCACAGUGGUGCAAUCUCAUUAAAAGAGUCACCUGUUACACCCAGAGAUAUCACCGACAAAAGCAGUAAGUUCAGUGACCGUAGUAUAUCGACAAAUCCACGUGGCCGAUACGAUGAUGGUCGUAAUCUGAUGAAUAAUUAUGGUAAAUCCCGCGAAACAAUAUCAGAUGACAGCCCAACCGAAUACAAACCAUCAACAACACCAGUGCCCACGGCGCGUAAAAGUAUUAAAUCGAGUAAAACACAUCUGAUAGAAGGUGUACCACAAACAGAGGUUUAAGCGAAAAAUACAAACCCAUUUCAAUAGUUUUGCAUAAGAAUAAGUGCACAAUUAACGCGACACAGAAAGAAAAGACAUUUAUUUUCGUCAGUUUUACAUCAUUUUUUUCACGAAUUUAUUUGAAAUAAUCUCCUUUGAUAACAUUUUUGUCACUUAAUACUUAAGCAAAUCCAUCGUGUAUUUGUUUUUAACUUUAGUGCCACCAAAUCGUUUACAAAUUAUAUAUAUAGUUUUUUUUCUGUAUAAAUGAGUUUAAACUUAAUGCGAGAAACAAAUGAGCUUGAAACAAUAAUGAUAAUAAUCGAAACUUAAUUCCAUUUGAUCACGUUCACAUUUAGUCACAUGAAUAAUAAAAAAAAAAAACAAAUGAAAGAAGUACUAUGUAUGUCAUUUUCGUAAAUCGUAUAUUCAUAACAGACGUUUUAGGUGUAUAAUAGGCUCAGUUUAUGUAGUAAUUUUCCCAUUCCGCUAUGUAAUAAUCUAUAGUUUAAAAUUAUGUUAACCACUUCUUGUUUUAUUUUGUUCAAUUGCUCGCUCUCUCUCUUGCUCUCUCGCUCUUUCGAGGGACAGUUGUGCUUCAGUAUGUUCGGAUUCAUUCAUGUUUGACAAACAAACCUGUUGGUUUUUUUAAAAAAAUAUUCUUCAUUUUCUAUUUCAUUCAAAUAUUUACUGAGAGUUUUGCAUUUAGACUAUUGCUUCCGUUUUGUAACUUUUUCAUGUGUUUCUUUUUGUAUGUGUGUGUUGUGAAUUCGCUUCAUCUUAAUUUAAAUUCGAGUUGUUGUUUUUUCGGUGAAAACUGUCAUUUUGAUAUUUAUGCCUUUAUAUAAAGUAUUUGUGUAAAUUGGAAAAGUUUUCCAAUCCAAACCGGAUGUGUGUGUGUGUUGUACAGUCGAUCACAUAUUGAAGGGAAAAAAAUAAUCGAAUUCAAAACAUAGAAUGUAGAUCUCAUCGAUUCAUUUGCUCGAUAUAAAAUAAACGCAAAAAAUAGUAGAUUAGUUUUAAACCAUGGUUGACAAAUGAAAGCAAUUUAACAGUCGUGCUCUUGAAAAGUGCCUUAACCAAAUCAAAGGGUAUAGAUAUACAUAUAACAGCUAGGUUUAUCUAGGAGAAUCGAAAAUGGCCGAAAUAGAAAACCAAUUAUUGUUAACCAUAUAUAUUAUAUAUCCUAUUCGUAUUAGUUUCAUUUUACGUUUGGGUGUCCUUGUGUUUUAGCUUAACCAUGCGUCUCUUUAAUUACGGUAUUAAUUUGUCGCAUAAUCCGUAGUUUUUUUUAAGUUUUUAGGAGUCUAUAUGAAUUGUAUGUUGUGUAGUAAUUCAACUAAGUGUCUAUGUUUUCUUGUUUAUAUUUCUGAUUUACAUUUUUUUAGUAUGUAUUUUGUGUUAAGGUGUCCAUGUACUUUGUAUUUUGUACUUGUGAAUCGUCUAUUAUCAGUAAUCCGUCCAAUUCGUGCAUAGUUUAGUAAAUUGUGUUUUGUAUCGUUUUGUGCUCGUUUUUUAACGCGUUUAACGACAGUGCAAAUCAAUUUUUUAAAACUUUUUUUUAACGUAUUUUAGGUGUAUUAAGGUUCAUUUAGGCUAUUUCAUUUUAGUUAUAUAGACAUAACAGAUAUUAGGCAUAAAAGUUUUUACAAGUUGUAAAUAAACUCGAUAAAUGUUUUAGUUAAAGAUAAAUCGGCGAAUAUAGAUUUUUAGGCGAAUUUUCCCCGCACAAGCAAAAACAAAAUCAAACCUUUUCAAUACCAAUGGUGAAUCGAAUUCAAAACAAAACAACAACAUCACGAUAAAUGAAAUCAAACUAUGAAGAAAAUAACGAAAACGAGAAGAAAAACAAGUAUACAUAUGUCGAAAAAAAACAGUAGUGAUAAAAUCAGAUUUGGAACAACGUACAUUUUAUUCUUUUAAGAUUGAUGCGAUACAAAUAAAGCGGAAUGAAAAAUACGAAA
Molecule: messenger RNA, 6751 nt
Organism: Sitodiplosis mosellana (orange wheat blossom midge)
Lineage: Eukaryota; Metazoa; Arthropoda; Insecta; Diptera; Cecidomyiidae
Product: neuroligin-like protein glit-1
Exons: 9
Coding region: 1944-4808 (954 amino acids)
Cellular component (GO): tricellular tight junction; cell surface; septate junction
Source: RefSeq, a predicted model, not a curated record